Pedinophyceae sp. YPF-701 is the source of this 249-nucleotide messenger RNA. The record is from the annotation of a GenBank genome assembly. Lineage: Eukaryota; Viridiplantae; Chlorophyta; Pedinophyceae.
AUGCGUCUGACACCCUCGGCACCCUCCCUGACGGACCUCUUCGAGGUCCAGCGUCUGUUCGACUUCAUCCCGCCCUCCGCCGCCGUCGGGCUCGCUUCCACCUGCUGGUCCGCCCUGGUGGCGGUGCUGCGGUACGGCUGCGGGUACGAGGGCGUGGCGGACUGGUGGGCGCACGACGGCCUCGACCGCUGGUCUGAUGAGAGCAAGCACCGUGUGGCCGUGCGGUGCCCUGUUCUUGGGGGACCGUAG